This is a messenger RNA of Medicago truncatula (barrel medic), 2632 nucleotides long. RefSeq names its product DDT domain-containing protein DDB_G0282237. Lineage: Eukaryota; Viridiplantae; Streptophyta; Magnoliopsida; Fabales; Fabaceae. The record is from RefSeq and is a predicted model, not a curated record. The transcript is spliced from 11 exons. Bases 202 to 2295 code for a protein of 697 amino acids.
GGUGCGCACGUAUAGAGAAGGUGCGUGUGCGUCGUGGGUUUCCCAUAGCGAAGGAGGGAGAGAAACGUGAGAAAGUUCUCUCUCGGGUUCAAAAUAUAUAAACACAAACUCAUUUUCUCCUCGUGUUUCUCUUCACCACGCAUUCAACAACUUCUUCACCGGUGCAUGUCUCUGUCUGACAGGAACUGAGAUUCUUUCUCAAUGCCUCUUUUAAGGAGAAAGCCUUUGGCUUUGGCUGAGCCUCCCGAGGAUUUGAAGCCAGAUGAGCAUGUUUACCAAGUUCGAUUUACAAAAGAAAUUUUUCGAGAUUAUCACGAUUAUUUGCAACGUUUGAAUCUAUACCGCCAGAGGGUUUGGUCAUGUAAGGUCACUGGAAAAACUGGCUUGACUUAUGAAGAGGCUAUUGUGUCAGAACAACGAGCGACUGAGAAGUUCCUACAGUUUCCAAAAGAAUUCAUGACUCCUGCUUUAAAGAUCAUUCAGUACAGUAUGCUCCCUUUGAAGGAGCUUGCCGAUUCUCUUGCUGAAAAAUUGCAGGAGCGUUUGUUUGUUGGUGCGGAAUUGUAUGGAAAAAAAAAUGAUGAUGUAUGUCCAUGCAAAAUAUUAAAAGUCAUCCAUGAAGGAGCCGAUAAAUACUGUUAUGAGGUAGCUUGGUACGACAAAAACAAGAAUAUAAGUGAAAAAACAGAAGUCCAUGCAGAAGAUUUGGUGCAGAAGAAGCCCCUUUUUAGUAGAAAUACUCUAAAGUCUUUCAUCCGGGAAUCUACCUAUCGAAAUGCCCCUUGGGUUUUACAUGACAAACUGGCACAAAAUCAUGGUAUCUCCACCGAUGUUCCUGAGGAAUUAAGAGGAAAGGUUUUUCUCAAAGACGGACUUAUAAUUUGCUCCAAGAAAAGGAAUAAUGAGGAAUCAAUGGAAGAAGCCGAUAAACAUAAAAGAAAGAAGUUGGACAGGACACUAGUCAAUGGUUCUGCACAAGAGAAAGAACAUGAAGAACACAAGGAAAUCCCAGUCAAAUAUCCCAUUGAUGAUCUAUUGGUGAAGCCUAGUCCAGAUGACCCUGUUUUCACUGAUCGUCCUUCUCCAUCAAGAGACUUCAAUGUUCCAAUGCAUUGUGUAGGGAAUCUCUUAAUGGUGUGGGAUUUUUGUACUUCUUUUGGUAAACAGUUAAACUUGUCGCCGUACUCUUUGGAAGAUUUUGAAAAUGCAAUCUGCCAUAAGGAUGGGAAUGCGGUUCUCCUUGUCGAAUCUCAUGCUGCACUUUUUCGAGUUCUUAUCAAAGAUGAUGGUGAAUACACUUCAGCUGUACAGAAACGAAGUGUGAAGAAGAUAACAAUGGUUAACUGGAGAGAAUAUUUAUGCGAUUUUCUAGAAAUGAUCAAUAUUCCUCAAUUACGGCACUGUGAAGGAACCAUAAAACGGGGACAUUAUUGCCUUGUAGAUGCCAGUGCUAAACUAGAAAUCUUAUGUGAGUUGGUCAAUCGAGCCCUUGAAACUGCAAUUUUCAGGGAAAACUUGGAUGAGUUUAUUGAACAGAGGCAGGAACUUGGGGCCUCUAAAAGAGAACAAGCACUAGAAGAAGGUAGAAAGAGAAGAGAACAAAAAGAGAGGUUGAAAGCUGACUCAGAAAGCAACGGGAAUCAUCUCAACGGUGCUGAUAUUCUUUCAAACAAUAAUCACAUUAAACAAAAUGGACAUGUGGGGAAGAAAAUAAAUGGAGAGAUAGAAUCAUCUAGGCAAGACAAUUCACUGGGUAAAAGCGGGGUUAAGCGUUCAAGCCCUGCUUCAAAAAAGACUCCAAAAAACCUGGAUACAGAGCUGAAAGAACCAGCAGAAAAUGGAAAAGAAUUAUCCAGAAAGGAUCCAUCAGAGAAGAAUAGUAUAGAGCAGAGGAGAGAAUACUUUGAACGAGAGAUGGAGAAACGACCUAUUAGUAGAAGCCCAUUAGGUAAAGACCGAGACUACAAUAGGUAUUGGUGGUUCCGUCGCGAUGGGAGGAUAUUUGUUGAAAGCUGCGACUCCAAGGAGUGGGGAUACUACAGCAGCAAGGAAGAGCUUGAUGCAUUGAUCGGUUCGCUGAAUUGCAAGGGUGAGCGGGAAAGGGCACUGCAAAAACAACUGGAAAUAAAUUAUCGUAGUAUAUGCACAGAACUGCAGAAAAGAUCAAAGGAAUUGUUGCAGAAUAUUGCGAAUGACGAGUCUGUGCUUCGAAGGUCUACUCGUGUUCGAGCUCCACCCAGGGAAAAUCCUGCCAGUGCUUUCCUCAAAUAUGUUAACAAGUGGAAAGAAGAUUAGCAAUGGGAGCUUGGAAUUUUUAAGAGACUGAGUUGUUUCAUAGCGUUGAAUGUAGUUUUUGGAUCCAUUUUGGAUGAUGGACAAGCGUGUCUACGCUUGUAUAUGAAAUUUUGCAUGACUUGCACCAUUCUUCAAUAAUAGUAGAAACUGUAACAAAUACUCCCUUUUUGUUUAUGAAGAGAUGUUUUCUAGGUAGGAUAAAUCAUAUGUCUGUUCAAAGCGUGUCUACGCUUGUAUAUGAAAUUUUGCAUGACUUGCACCAUCCUUCAAUAAUAGUAGAAACUGUAACAAAUACUCCCUUUUUGUUUAUGAAGAGAUGUUUUCUAGGUAGGAUAAA